UCCCUUCCACACUACAUCAAAUCAAUCAACAAUCAUCUUCCACUUAAUUAUAAGCCCAUCAAAAAUUUAACGUCUGAAUUUGGUAGCUCAAAAAUCACUGUUCUUGGGAGAUACAUAGAUUCUCAGCUUCUCACUCAUUUAUAUACUAUCAGUUUAUUUUAUUUUUCAGCUUCUACAAAAACAACCCAAAAAAAGAACUCUCUGUUUAUUUCUGUCUAAAGAAAUGGCUUCUGAUGAAACCAUGCCAAUGAUUACUUCAUCAUCAUCUAUGCAAGAAGAAGAAGAUACUCAAUACGAAGUUGAUGAUAUGGUUGAUUAUCCUUCUCACCACCACCAUCUUAACCACCCACACAAUUUGUCAAGGUUAUCUAUGUGUUCAAGCAACAUAAAAGUUUCAAUUUCAUCACCAUCUUCAGCAGUAUAUGUUCAUGAAAGUGAUCACGAUAUUAUAUCAUCAGCUGAUUAUGGGUUUGCAGAAGAUGUGGUGGUAAAUGAUGCGGACGGUGGUGUUGUGGGUACGUAUAUGUCUCGUUUGUCAAUCGAGGGUUCUGAUAACGACGGUGAUGAAGAAUUCUCUGAUGAAGAGGGUAACAAAGGGAGGAGAACAAGGAUGACAAUCUCAUCUGUUUUUUCAUCUGAUUCUGAUAAGGAAAAUGGAUGCGUGUCUUUACCGGCCACACCUCCUCGAAGGAGAAGUCGUCGGUCAACCGGGUUAGCAGCUGGUUUGAAAGACUAUUCAAGUGAAAAUGAAGUACAACCAGAGAAGGGUAACAAGAUGAAAUCCAGGAAUUCGAGGAGAAGAGUUGUAAGGGAGAGAUGGGUAGAGAAAUGUUGGGAGAAAAAGAGGUACAACAAUAUGGGUGGCAAUAUGGAAGAUCAAGAAAUGGGCGAGUGUUUAGUGAUAACAAGGCCUAAAGGAGGGAAAAGAUCUUUAUGUAUGGAUAAGGAUGAAGUUAAAGCUUGUGAAGAUCUUGGUUUCGAACUCGAACACGGAAGGAUUUUCGAGAUUCCUAGUCGAAUUUCUAUUUCAGCUGGUGGUUCAACAAUUGAUACUAGUAGUGGUGGUAAUUCACCUAUUGCUAGUUGGAGAAUUUCUAGUCCUGGUGAUGAUCCAAGAGAUGUCAAGGCACGGCUAAAGGUAUGGGCACAGGCAGUGGCUCUAGCUUCUACUUCUAGGAGCUUCAGCUAACAGAAAUAACACUUUGGACGUCAUGCUGCCGAGUACAAGAUAACCAAGAUGAAUGUAGGAAGAGAUGAUUUUGUUCUGUUAAUUGUGGGUCUUUUCUAUUUUUGUAUUUUCUGAUUUAGGUACCGUAAUCAUGCGUGAUGUGACUAGGGAGAGAGUGAUUUACCCUGUAGAAGAAAUAUCAUUUUCAACUCAUCCUUGUAGUGUAGUUGCUUGUUGUACAUAAUCAUCAAAAAAUGGAAGAAAUAAAAAUGUAAUUAGAGAGGA
This is a messenger RNA of Papaver somniferum (opium poppy), 1453 nucleotides long. RefSeq lists its product as uncharacterized. The coding region runs from base 224 to 1189 and encodes 321 amino acids. The transcript is spliced from 2 exons. The record is from RefSeq and is a predicted model, not a curated record. Lineage: Eukaryota; Viridiplantae; Streptophyta; Magnoliopsida; Ranunculales; Papaveraceae.